This is a messenger RNA of Acanthoscelides obtectus, 2598 nucleotides long. Lineage: Eukaryota; Metazoa; Arthropoda; Insecta; Coleoptera; Chrysomelidae. The record is from the annotation of a GenBank genome assembly.
AAAACAUGUUACUUUCAGGCAAUAAGUUAUAGAUUUAGUUUAUCGCCUAGCCUACUUCCAGAUAUACGCGAUGUCGAAAAUGAUGAGAAAGCCUUUAAAGUGUUUGAUUGUGUUUUCGUUUCUAAUAAUUUUGGAGACUCUUUGUAGUGAAGUUUGUAAUGAAACGUCCAAAUCUGCGUGCAAUUGCAAGUUACUGUUGGAUCAGAAGAGGCACAACUUACCUUCAUUAUUUGCUGACUGUACUGCACGAGGAAUCAGUGAAGUACCGUCUCUACUAAAGUCAAAAGUUAACCAUCUAGAUCUAUCUUUCAAUAAUAUUGCUGUUUUGGAUCCAAAUAUUCAGAAUCUUUCAAGUGUGGAGCUGUAUGUGUUAGAGCUGGAGUACAAUCAGAUCACCAGGAUAGAUGAGGAAUUUUUCUUUACCGCUAUAAACUUGGAGGUGCUGGAUUUGAGUCACAAUUCUAUUGAGUCACUGGAUUCUCAAACAUUCCAGCAUUCAGUGAAGCUUCAGAAACUAGAUUUGAGUUUCAACAUGAUCAAGCAUCUUCCACAAGAGAUAUUUAAGCCUUUAGAAAACCUAAACUAUUUGGAUUUGAGCUAUAACUUACUGGGAGGCUUUUUAGAAUCUACUUCACUCGUGAGCAAUCUCAAUCCUCAAAUAACUGAGCUCAAACUAAACGGAAUGAAUAUCACUGCUUUCCCAAAUGACUUUUUCCAUAGUUUCGAACAACUUCAAUAUCUGUCGUUGGCAGACAAUUAUUUGCUUUUGGUGCCCGUGUUACCUCAAUCUUUGCAAUACUUAGACCUAUCAGGAAAUAAGCUGGCUUAUAUUGCGGCACACUAUCUCAACUACCCUUCCCUCAAAGUAUUGAGACUCAAUAGAAUGGAAAGUCUCUGGAAUAUCCAUAACUAUGCUUUCUACAAUCUACCUGCUUUGGAAAAACUAGAAAUAACCGACUGUCCGAAUUUGAACCAAAUCAACGAGCUAGCAUUUGAUGCCCUUCCUGAAGACAGUAGACUUUUUCCCGACUUUAUUUCGCUAGCGAGGAAUCGUUUGAAUACACUGAAUGACACUUACGCAUUUAUUUUUAAGAAUAUGAAGGGAGCUGACUUAACAGAGAACCCUUGGCAUUGUGACUGUGAUAUACUUUGGUUGCAGCACUAUCGUCAUAUAUUGUAUCGACAUAACAAUGUAAGGUGUGAAACUCCAAAGCAAAUGAAGGGCAAACCGAUAACUAAUCUGUCAUCUACCGAUCUUCCAGAAUGUUUCCCGCACGUGUACGGCAAGAAGUCUCACAGAAUUCUAAUAGUUAUGCUCCUGGUCACCAUCGUUAUGCUUUUUGGUGUGAUAUUUGUUUUGAUCAGAUAUCCGUUCAGUUGGUUAGCUGCCAAUCGAGCAGUUGGGCCAAAUUCUCCUUAUAGUCCACCAUCCACUCCAGUGUCAGUAAGCAAUAACCCGUUCACCAUACAGUGAGCUUUUCGACAGAGUUUUGGCAGAAAUUAUUAAGGAGCCGGGAUCACAGCUCACUUCUUCUGAAUUUCGAUUUGAGUGGCUGGUUGGAAAAAGGUGUUAUAUUAUUUAUCAGCGAGUUUUAUUAUGUAUUAUUUUGCAAUAUUUGAUUUUUUUGAUGAAUAUAAGAUAUUAACGCUAACCCUUUAUACUGUUAGUUCCUUAUCCGUUAUAUGAUGAUGUCGGAGUCAUAAAUGUGUAAUGAAUUAACAUUGAUUAUGGUAAAGGCCGUCAGUCACGAUGCGAAAUUUUGUGCUAAAUUUCGUUCAAAAUGUUGUGCUAAAUUUCGUACAAAAUUAAGGAUAGUGUCAGACAGCAUUUAGUACAUAAUUAUAUAUGAGCAAAUUUAGUGCUAAAUUUUGUAGAAACUGUUCUAAAUAAUAUCAUACUAAAAGUGUACAGACGACUACUGCGUAUUUGGAGCAGUACAACGGCUGAUAUUACCUCAAACACUUAUUGAUGUACUCGUAAUCAUUGUGUUCACCAGUUUCCUGAACCUCCCCUGCGUAUGCUGUUCUACUCAUAGAUUGAAAACUUAAAAGAUGUCAUGAUCCAAAUAGCAGUGUGACAUAUUACUAAACGAGUAUGAGAAAUAUGGUUGCUGUAAAAAGCAAGCCCUAUAAAUACAGAAAAGCCAAAUAAGCUGCUUUGGAUAAAAUCAGAAUGACUUUAUAAGCCAGUGGAUUCUGCACUAGAAGUUCUUUAUUCAGCAUAUCGAGCACGCACAUGCCCUGGUCCCUCUCCCUGAUCCAUUUUCGGCACCAAAUUAUUUUACGGUUUCGUUCACUUUGUUUUCUCAUGAGGCGGGGGCGGGCUGCUACAACGCAGAUUGCUGCUGCCGCAGUCGCAUAUAAUACUCGUAUAUAUAUAUAUAUCUAAAGUGAGUAAUCGUAAGUUCCUCUUAAUAACUAAUUUCUUAAAUUUUUUUAAUAAAAUUAUCUGAUAAAAUGCGUUAAGCUACAUAUUUUUCACGGUAUGCACACAAUAUUAAAUAUUUAUGUUUCAAUUAGAACAAAAUAAUCAGCAAAACGCCACUGAAAUGUCAGUCCCGUGCCAUGUCCUGGUAGGAAUCUGUUGAUAAUAUCUGC